UUUCCCCUUCAAUUUAAAGGUAAUUUUGUAUGCGGGCAAAAUAACUUAAAAUGCCGUGACUGAACUCCCUUCGGCUAACAGCACAAAUACCGAUUCAUCCGUUUUAAAAUAUGGCCGAGCUGAUGAACAGUAUCUAUUUGUCAGUUUGAUGAUAUUUGUAUGUGUUUUAUGGCGAGCAAUAACUCUUGCAAGUAGGAUUUCUUUCAAGUAACGUUACUUCGGCAAAGUAAAUAAAGCUUCUGAAUACAUACAUUUUCCGGAUAUGAAUUAUUCUAAGUACACGUUGAAAAAUUCUUCUGAGGAAUUAAAUUCCGUUACUAAGAAACAACCAAAAUUAAAGCUCAAUUUUAUUUCUACGUCUUUGCUUUUAACAUCUAUACAAAACCCACCGCCGUUUAGAAGCUUAUCUGUUGUUAGGAAGAGGAAUACGCAAUUAUUGGCUAUUGAAACAGAACGUCAACUACUUUGGCAAAACAGAGAGACUUUCGUGAAAAGCCUCGGGAAAGUCAUAUAUCCGAGCAUUGCGUGAAAUUCGCUAAUUCUUAUCUUCGAGGCAGUUAAAAUGCAGCUUCGUAACAGUUCAUGAUAUCUCACCACCGAUUUUACCGAGAAUACAAUAUUCUUGGUCAUUGAGAAGGAGUCUUUCAAAUUUAGCGCAACAGUUAGUUCAUCGCAAGAGUUAAAGAAGCCACUCAUCGCUGGAACAAGAUAAUCAUCAACAUGGUUCUGAAAAGAUCGAGUCGCAGUGUCUUCGGCCGCGUAAUAGUUUGGACGCUUUUCGGUUCUGCGGGAAUAAUCAUCGUUUUUAACAUGGUUUUCGUUCUUCAAACCGCUACUGAACUGGCCAUAUUAAAAAAUGCAGGACCAGAUAAAACGACAUUCCCGUCACUUUUCAAGGAGAAAAGAGCUCAGUAUGAACCGACAUCCGAAGAAACAAAGUUCUUGGAAUUAGAAGUAUACUCCAGUAAGGAAAAUGUAACGCUCACAAUAAAUGGAAAAAGGAGGUGGGAUACAUCUGAAAUGUUAAUAAGAGGACUAAACGUGGUGGUCUUGAAUGAAGUAACAGGUGCCGUGAUGUCGAGCAGAUGGUACGAUACUUAUGAAUCUGCAGCGGACAGCGGUCUGCUUGUGAAAUAUCUAAAAGGUCUGAGACAAGGAAGAAUCGUAUGUUUCGCUGUGAAGGAUGACGCUGCAGCUCGGCUGUCUGAGGAAGCCGUCAGUUAUCUGUCAAGUUACGGCAGUUCUUUUGUAAAACAACUCCAGUUCCGCUCUACUUGGGCAUUUAUUGUGUCAGGAACGCGGAACAAUCAACGCAUUGUUCACGCGGAGAGCUUUCAGAACCCAGCUACACAUGGCAAAUGGGCGAAUCCUGUUACGAUACGCACACUUAUUAAACUUCUUCCUGAGAAUGUCGUCGAAUGUAGCUGGGAAGACACGAUAGCGAACAGGAGGAGGAGAGAGUUCUGUGACAAGUACGAGGGUUAUGGCGAUGUUUGUAGAUGUGAAGAUCCAGUAUCUAUAGAACUCAACCCACCACCUUUUCUAGAUGGAAGCCGCUUUCAACUCCCAAUAGCGGUUAUGGCGAGUAACAGACCGAGUUACCUACUGCGCAUGCUUCUAGGUCUGCAAAAGGUUGAAGGACUGGACCCGAGUAUGAUUACUGUCUUUAUUGAUGGUUUCUGGCCUGAGCCGGCCUCGGUUACCAGGCUCCUUGGAGUCAAACUUGAACAGCAUGCUGGUGUUAGCCGGCUCAACGCCAGAAUUGGUCAGCACUACAAGAAAUCUAUUAUUGAUUUAUUUGACCAGCAUCCCGAUGCUAACUUCUUAUUACUUCUGGAGGAAGAUCUCGAUGUGUCCGUAGAUAUUCUCAGCUACUUCAAACAGCUUCUGCCGGUCUAUGAAAACGACGAAAGUGUCUAUUGUAUAUCAGCUUGGAACGAUCAGGUAAAAAUGAAACCGUUUGACCUGUUAAUGCAAUAUAGAGGAUUCAGUGAUCUGUUGUUAAUCCUGGACCUGUACUNGCAAAUAAUUUAUUGUCUGAAUUCUUUCAGGGUGUUGAGUCGCAAGCUGUUUAAAAAUGAACUAGAGGCGAAAUGGCCGAAACCAGAUGAAUUUAUUGACUGGGACAUGUGGAUGAGAGCUUCAUUCAACAGAAAGGGUCGCGAAUGUAUUAUACCGGAUAUCUCUCGUACUUAUCACUUUGGAGGCAAGGGGCUCAAUGUCGGUGGUGUCAUGCAAGCCCUCUACUUUGAGAAACACACCCUUAACACAGACCCGCACGUUAAACUGGACGUGGAAAAGAUGUACAAAGACAACUACGAGAAGGAAAUCGAAAACCUUCUUAGGUGAGUCGAGAGGGACUGGAAAACAGAGUAGCGCACUAGAUUGUCUGGGAUUGUUUUAGUAGUGUCUAAGUUGGCGUAUGGUGGGUUAGUGGUAGACCAUGUGACUUUUGAGGUGUGUGGGUGACUUGGCCGCCACAGGCACAAUUGUUUUCAACCCUUUUACGCACUAGGAAACAUUUUUUCGGGACGUGUGUUUGCAUGUGUUUUUCUUUCCAGCAGUGGUCUUGUGCAUCAGUUGUUUUUUUUGGUACAAGAAUGCUUGCAAGCUGUUAAAUUCCAAAAACACUCACCAAAAUAAAUAAAAUCCCACUCAAAAAUCCCAGGGAUUUUAGCAGAAUAAUAUGUGAAUCUGGGUUACAUGCCUUAUAUGCAAAAUGAACUUCUUCCUCACUCAGUGCGAGGGUCGGACUAGGGAAUAAAAUAUUGGCCCGAGGUCGUUUGUGUUCUGACCGAGCGCAGCGAGGCUC
Molecule: messenger RNA, 2812 nt
Organism: Orbicella faveolata
Lineage: Eukaryota; Metazoa; Cnidaria; Anthozoa; Scleractinia; Merulinidae
Product: protein O-linked-mannose beta-1,2-N-acetylglucosaminyltransferase 1-like
Biological process (GO): protein O-linked glycosylation via N-acetylgalactosamine
Cellular component (GO): Golgi membrane
Molecular function (GO): beta-1,3-galactosyl-O-glycosyl-glycoprotein beta-1,3-N-acetylglucosaminyltransferase activity
Source: RefSeq, a predicted model, not a curated record